Molecule: messenger RNA, 151 nt
Organism: Racocetra persica
Lineage: Eukaryota; Fungi; Glomeromycota; Glomeromycetes; Diversisporales; Gigasporaceae
Source: the annotation of a GenBank genome assembly
CCUCUUCGUUUGAUUAUUGAUAUUGAUGCAAGGCAAAAGCCUGACCCUACAAAUCCUGAAGUAUUUUCCUUAGACAAUAAAAAAAUUACACAAGAAGAUUUGUUAUCUCGAAUUUUAGUUGCUUGUGCAGAUACAUUAUAUUCCACAUUAG